Messenger RNA from Erigeron canadensis, 545 nucleotides. Its product is annotated as zinc finger protein 2-like. NCBI's taxonomy places the organism in Eukaryota, Viridiplantae, Streptophyta, Magnoliopsida, Asterales, Asteraceae. The transcript has a single exon. Gene Ontology annotation, biological process: negative regulation of abscisic acid-activated signaling pathway. Bases 60 to 545 code for a protein of 161 amino acids. The record is from RefSeq and is a predicted model, not a curated record.
CGUGACUACUACCCUCUUCGAUCAACUCUCCUUAUACAAAUUAGCUAGUAUAGCGCGCCAUGAGUUUCCUCAAUCUAAACCUACCCGAAAACGAUCUCAAUUCGUCUUCUUCAUCUUCUUUGUCCCCUCUAAGCGAGCCUAAUACCCACCGACUUUUCCCUUGCAACUACUGCAGAAGGAAGUUUUACAGCUCACAAGCACUUGGAGGCCACCAAAAUGCUCAUAAAAUCGAAAGGAACUUAGCUAAGAGGAGCCGUGAACGAAGCUCAUUUGUUAGACCUCAUACUGCAGGGCACAACCAGCAGCCCAUAUCAAGCAGGCAGUCUGAAGGUUAUAGUGGCCCCCCAAGCCACGGUGGACAAAUUAUGCAGCCACCGGUCAUGAUGAGGCUAACUAACCAUAAUCAUCAAGGACCUGAUAAUUACGGAAGUUUCAAUGCUAGGGAAAUAAUGGAGAACGGGUUAGUUGGUUGUAGUAGUUAUAAGGCAGGUGAUAGUGGUGUAGAAGACGACUUUAAUCAACUCGAUUUGUCUCUUAGACUUUGA